Xyrauchen texanus (razorback sucker) is the source of this 2549-nucleotide messenger RNA. Its product is annotated as ectonucleoside triphosphate diphosphohydrolase 8-like. Gene Ontology annotation, cellular component: plasma membrane. Gene Ontology annotation, biological process: nucleoside diphosphate catabolic process. The transcript has 10 exons. NCBI's taxonomy places the organism in Eukaryota, Metazoa, Chordata, Actinopteri, Cypriniformes, Catostomidae. Gene Ontology annotation, molecular function: UDP phosphatase activity; GDP phosphatase activity. Bases 123 to 1616 code for a protein of 497 amino acids. The record is from RefSeq and is a predicted model, not a curated record.
CCUCAACUGGAGUAAAGGUGUAGAGGUAGUCUAUAUUUUCUGGCAUGUAGGAGCUGAAGUGUGUUCAUAGAGAGAGUUGUACAAAACAGGGUAAGGAAGAGGACAGAUUAUUUACCACAGACAUGGGAGUUCAGAUGAAGCCUUUAAUGCUGGGCGCUGCAUUUGCUGCUGUUUCCUGUACAACCAUCAUCGCUCUGAUUCUCUCUCUUGCUAAUCAUCAGACUUUGGAUCAGCCAUACUCAACACAGUACGGGAUUGUGUUUGAUGCCGGCUCCACUCACACCACCCUCUUCCUGUACCAGUGGCUUGGGAGCAAAGAGAAUAAUACAGGAAUAGUCUCUCAGAGUCAGAGCUGUGAUGUGGAUGGUGAUGGCAUAUCCAGCUAUGUCCAGAACCCCCCAGGUGCUGGAGAAAGUCUUAAGAAAUGCUUGGACUUUGCCAAGUCAUCAAUACCAUCAGGAAAGCAGAGGGCCACACCUGUGUAUAUAGGUGCCACUGCAGGCAUGCGGCUUCUUAGCUUACAGAACCAAAGUCAAGCAGACAUUAUUCUUGCUGAGGUCGCCAAAACUAUCCGAAGCUAUCCUUUUGAUUUCCGAGGGGCCAGAAUACUUACUGGCAUGGAGGAGGGGGCUUAUGGCUGGAUCACAGUCAACUACCUCUUUGAGAGCUUUAUCAAGCAUACUUUUGAGGGAAAGUGGGUCCACCCUAAAGCAGGACGGAUCCUUGGAGCUCUAGAUCUGGGUGGCGCAUCAACACAGAUCUCAUUCUCCCCUAAAGACCCAGUGAGAGUCCCAGAAUCAGCUUUUAAUCUCCAGCUCUAUGGCUAUAAGUAUGAAGUGUACACACACAGCUACCAGUGCUAUGGCAAAGACCAGGCAAUGAAGAAGCUUCAGGCCUGGCUUCACAAGAAUGCUGGUGCAUCAUCGGUUGUCAAUCAUCCAUGCUAUCACCAAGGAUAUAACUUCACUCUUACGUUGGCUGAAAUUUACAACUCCCCUUGUGUGGUCACACCAAACAAUUUGAACUCUACUGCUAAGAUCACCUUCCUAGGAAUCAGCAAUUCUUCCCUCUGUCUUUCUCUAAUGGAGAAAAUUGUUAACCUAACCAACUGCACCUUUUCUCCAGACUGUGGUAUAGAUGGGGUCUAUCAGCCUCCUGUUAAUGGCGAAUUCUUUGCUUUCUCAGCAUACUUCUACACCUUUAACUUCCUUGGUCUUGCCCCAAAAGCUCCACUAAACCUGGUUCUUUCUACUAUUGACAGUCAUUGCAACAAAACCUGGAAAACUCUUGUUGCCCAAAAUCCAAGCAUUAAGGCAAAAUAUCUGAGAGAUUAUUGUGCUUCUGCUCAUUAUAUCAUGACUAUUCUCCUGAAAGGACUCAAGUUCAGUAACAUCUGGGAUCAAAUCUCUUUUGAAGAAAAGGUUGCAGACACAGAUGUUGGUUGGACACUGGGCUACAUGUUGAACCUGACCAAUCUGAUUCCUUCCGAACGGUCCAGAGCAAUAACAGGGGUGACGCAUAGUCAAUGGGCUGCUCAGACUUUCUUUAUCGUCUGUGCCCUCUUCCUCAGUCUACUUAUUAUAAUCAUCCUGUUUCUCCAUGAUCCAAAGCAUUAAGGUCUGUGUCAUCACGUGUGUGUGUGCGUGUGUGUGUGCUUACCUAAACGUUUUCCUGUGAUAUUUCAGACACCAGACAGAGAGAUCUCUUCACCGACAGCUCUUUUGACUUUUGUUUGUAAUGUAAUGUAAUAUGUGAUGUUUUCUACACAAAAAGCUCACAAUAAGAGUAGUUCUGAAGAAAGCAUAAUGAGAUUUAUUUUUUACUUGUUUUUCUUCCAUUCUGUAGCAUUUAUUGCACAAUAUAGACUUCUAUGGUAGAAUUACAUUUAAACGUGGGUUAAGUAGUAAGUUAUUUAUUGUGUUUUUUUUAACAUUGACUAGACAUACCUCACUGAUUAAGUCUGUAUUAACUAAUAAUCUAUGCAGUUAUGUUACUUAGGUUUUUGCCAUUCAUUUGUUCACAAUAUUGUUCACUUUUAUCUGCUUUUAUUUGUAUGGAUUCGUUUUCAAAUUUCACUUCCACUCAGCACUUACAGAUGGGCUUAAAGCAUUUAUAGACAUGUACUAAAAAUACAGUUACAAGAUUAUGUGUGAUAUUUUAAAGAAUUAAAACAAUAUUGUGCUUUGCACAUAUUUAUAAAAUAUAGAGACUGCAUCCACCUUAAGCAAUGAUAUAGGCCUAUAAACAGCUUAUAUUUGUUCCUAUGUUUUUGUUUGAUUGUACUGUAUGUAUGUGUGUGUACAUCAUUAGAUAUAGUUUGAAAAUACAUUUUGUCCCAAAAGCAAGCAAAUUCUGACAAACCCCCCCCCUUUGGGUAAAAUAAGGGGCAUCCUCAUUUGGAAAAAACAUUUAAAUACAUUUAUAAAUUAGCUAUACUCAAGGGUUGGGGUUUGUCUAGUAAUUAUAAUUAAAUGUAUAUAAAAACAAUAGAGGUCUAUGGUAUGUCCUCAUUUAGAUAAGCGUGUGCGCUCACGUGUGUGUGUGUGUGU